CUCCUCAGCUAGGUUUUUUUUUAAACUUUUGCAUACACUUUGUGCUAAGGGGGCUAAACACAGCACCUUUAUCUUACCUAUAUAUUAAACUCAUGUUUCUAACAACAUUUGUGCUCUUUUUGCAGAUAAUUGGAGCGCGUUGGUGGAAAGGACGUUUCAAUGAGGCCAAAAAUAAACAAAUGGAAGCUAUCAAGGCAGAUUUGCGUCUGUUACUGGAGUGUCUGAAAUACCAGAUGACAAGGCCUGACUCACAGAAACAAGCUCUCCUCACCAUCUUCUCCAUCUGCCAAAAAAACGGUCAGUAUGUGGAGUUCUUCAGAGAGAUUGGUGGAAUUUCAUUCAUCUAUAACCUGUCAAAGUCCAGCUCUUACUCUGAGGUUAAAGAGACUGCUCUUUUUACUCUUGCUUCCUUCGCUGAAUUGCAUGAGAGCUGUAAACAGACCUUGUGUAGGGAGGAAACAUUUUGUGACUUGGCAGAGCAUUUGAAGCAGGAAAUGCCUCUGACACAGAAAAGAGUGGCAGUUUACAUGCUUUCAGUACUGGUUGCCAACAACAGACGAGGGCAGACUUUUGCUAAGACCUCCAGUUGUAUUGAAACCUUGCUCAGUUUGUUCAGGCAUAGUUUUCCAGGGGCUAAUGACUGUUCUGAGCAGCUGCAGUUGUGGGCCACUGUAUCCAGUGCUCUCUGUGGCUCUGUUAACAACCCUCAGAAUGAGGAGAAUCAGAAUGUAUGUAUGCGUGCGUUUCCCCUGGUGAAGACGUGGCUGCAGGAAGUGACAUUGCCCAGGGUAGAGCUGGCACAGCCUGUUUGCUCAUUUAUUGGCAUGACAGUGGCAAACAAUUUCUGUGCUCAGGAGUAUUUUGUGUCCGUGGGAGGCCUGGAUUCACUCUCAAGCACUCUUACCAGAGUUUUGCCUCAAUCGGCGCACAGUGCUACUGCCUGUAAGAUGGCGACAGUAAUUAUUAAAACACUGUCUGCCUGCAUCUCCAACAAUGAGCGGUUGGUAUCUUUUCUGUCGAACUUAAGGAUUAUUCCAGGGCUAUUGUGUCUGUUGUCCAGCCCAAUCCUUGUUCCACAAGACCAGCUUGCUGUGGUGUUGACAAUUGGACACCUCACGGAUGCCUGUGUGGAGCAUCAGUCCCAGUUGUUGUUGGCAGGAGGUUUGCCUCUGAUUAUCUCUCUGCUCACUGAGGCCUGUGACGAGGAGGUCAGGAAGGCAGCCAUGUUUGUACUGCACACAUGCAAAAAAAUCAGCAGUGGCAUGCCUGUUCAGAAUGAAGUGGAGUCUGAUAUGGAGGGAUACAGACAGUCUGCCAGAGAAAUCUUCCAGAGAAUACAACAACUAGAGAAAAAGAUUGGCGAAAAACAUUUGGAAAGAGGUACCGAGAGGCAGCGGCACAGCAUGCAGAGGUCGGUCUCUUCUGUGGAAUGUAAUGAGGAAUGGUGGGAGGACUCUGUGAUGCGGAAGGUCAAAGGUCGUCCUCGAGUAUGUGAGGAGUUGCUCACAACCUCGCCAGGAACUCCAGAUCAACCAAUCACAAGUCAAAGACCAUACAUCCAAGAGACCUUACAGUGUGUCCGAAAGCAUUUAUUUAGGAGCUCUGAAGAGCGUUUGAGUCCCUCCCAAGUCCCUUUCUUUCAAGACACUAUCCUGGGACAUGGCAAAGAGAGAGAGCAAGAACAAAUGAGAGAGAAUAAGCAGUCAUCAGAGAGGAUAAUUGAAAGGAGCAAUGACCUGGAGACGAGGAGAGGAGGAGAUUCAAAUAAGAUCGAUGUGGGGGAGAAGAGGAAAAUGCAGUCUGAAAGAGUGGUGAAGAGAUUGAAGAUAAUGGCGCUCGUGAACCAAGACUCUGAAAAUGAACAGCAUAAACGUCAGCAUAAAUGCAAUACACCAACAGAGGGCAGCAGAGAUACACAGGGCCCACAUAUUUUCAGACAUCCUGAUCCCAUGAAGAGAGGCCAGCGCAUACAGACUCUCUCUAAUGAUGAGAUCUCUUUGUGUUCUGAGCUGUUGGACAAAGAAAUUAAGAGGUUUUUGAAGCCUCUAUCCGCCUCUACCCCUGGUAACUUGCGAUGUGCAGGUUGCAUGAAAGGUAUGCAUGAGGUGGACAGUCGUUUGUUUGGUGCAGCGAUGCGUAGCUGCAGGUAUAAGUGUGACUUUCACCUGGUGCUUCUUGAGGUUGAGGAUCGCUUCAGGAGAAGCCAGCAGUUAGUGAGGGCUAGCCACAGUGAAACACACGCACAUAUCAACACGCAUGUUAAAAGCAGAGAGCACAACGCAUGCACCAAUGCGGAGAAAGAGAGGGAAAGCCACGGGCUGAGUCACCAUUGUCCAGAUGGAUUUUUAAGCCUCACACCCCUCAGAAGACCAUGUGAAACAAAGGGAUCAAACAUGGAAAAGAAAACAGUUCACAGAAAUCUCGAGAAAACGUUCGAAGAAUGUGUCCCCAAAAAUUCUUCAGGCAAACACAGAGAAAGGAGGAACUGGACUGCCGAUGAACUGCUCUACCUCAGUGAGGGUGUGAAGCGUUUUGGUCACUCCUGGAACUCCAUCCUCUGGGCAUAUCCCUUCCAGCCAGGACGCACCAAUGUAGACCUGGCUAAGAAAUACCAACGCAUGCAGGCAAGACAUAGCCAAAUGUAAAGAUACUGUCACAGUAACCAAUGAGUGAACCUGUCAAUUUGCACCUGUCAAGUCAUUCUGUAAACCAAAAUCAAAAUAAAAAAAUAAAACCUAUUUUAGGACCAUUAAGACUUUUUGCAAUGCAAGAAAAACAAAAACAAAUAAAAGUAACACUUUACAAUAAGGUUGUAUUAGUGAACAUUAGUUAAGGCAUUAGUAACAAAUAAUAAACUUAUAACAGAUUCGUACUACUCACCUUUCAGCUAGUCACCUUUUCUGAAGCUAAUUUGCCCAAAUCGUUUGGAAAAAAAUUCUACGUUUUCCUUAUUAAAAUCACUUAAGCUUAACUUUAAAAACAACUUUAAAAAAAGCUUCAAAUACAACAAACAAAAUAUACAUCUGGAACACCUGCCAUGACUCUGAGUUUGCAUACCUGUAAUAAUAAACAAUAUUUUUAAAGCAUUUAUUUAUCUUGGUAAAUGUUAAUUUCUAUAUAUACAAAUACCUUUUUUUUACAUUAAAAUGUAAUGUAUUACAUUUUACGUUAACGUUAG
Molecule: messenger RNA, 3178 nt
Organism: Myxocyprinus asiaticus (Chinese sucker)
Lineage: Eukaryota; Metazoa; Chordata; Actinopteri; Cypriniformes; Catostomidae
Gene: terb1
Product: telomere repeat binding bouquet formation protein 1
Exons: 19
Coding region: 93-2645 (850 amino acids)
Biological process (GO): homologous chromosome pairing at meiosis; meiotic attachment of telomere to nuclear envelope
Source: RefSeq, a predicted model, not a curated record